This is a messenger RNA of Phasianus colchicus (ring-necked pheasant), 692 nucleotides long. The record is from RefSeq and is a predicted model, not a curated record. NCBI's taxonomy places the organism in Eukaryota, Metazoa, Chordata, Aves, Galliformes, Phasianidae.
CUUUGGGUCCCCAUUGGGUCCCCAUUGGGUCCCCCCUUGGGUCCCCCUUUGGACCCCCAGUUGUACCCAUAGAGUUCCCAUAGAGUUCCCAUAGUGUCCCCAUUGGGUCCCCACUGGGUCCCUGUCACCCCAUGUCCCCAUUGGGUCCCCAAUGUCCCGUGAGCGUGCCCCAUGAGCGUGCUCCAUUAGUGUGUCCCUUAAACGUGCCCCGUGAGUGUGCCCUGUGAGUGUGCCCCACACGCGUGCCCCAUAAGCGUGCCCUAUAAACGUGCCCCAUGAGCGUGCCCCACACGUGUGCCCCAUCUGUCUGCCCCACACGUGUGCCCCAUAAGCGUGCCCCCUAAGCGUGCCCCCUAAGCGUGCCCCACACAUGUGCCCCAUAAGCGUGCCCCAUAAGCGUGCCCCCCGCUCGUGCGGCCAGGUUCGCCAUGGAGUGCCUGAAGGAGUGCAAGUUCUCCUUCGCGUCGGACGUUUGGUCCUUCGGGGUGACGCUGUACGAACUGCUGACCCACUGCCACCCCGCGCUCAGCCCCCCAGCGAAGUUCCUGGAGAUGAUCGGAGCCACGCAGGGGCAGAUGACGGUGCUGCGGCUCAUGGAGCUCCUGGAGGCCGGGCGGAGGCUGCCGUGUCCCAGCGGGUGUCCCUGCGAGGUGAGCGCAGCCCCUGCCCCAUAAGUGGGACCUCCUGCCCCA